GAUGAAAACUACACAGUGGAUUGAUACAAUGCAUUUCAUUUUCCUUUUUGGCGUUUUCAUUAUUCUUCAAUGUAAUGAAUGUACAUCAACGAAGAUAGUUACUCUCAUAUAUGAUAAGGUGAAUACGACUACAUACGACAUAGAUCGGUACUCAGCAAGCAUCAAAAAUAUUUCUACUGAUUUCUACAAUGAUCGAUUGGAUCUUCAUUUCAAGAUAAUAUUUCCAGAUAAAUCGUACAUCGUGGAAAUAGUAAAUGGUACAACGACCUAUAAUGACGUUCACCAUAUCAAAGGCCAGACAACACUCAAGAGUACACUAACACAAUUACAAGAUUCGCCACAAAACUCAGCAAUCUGUGUAAUCACAAAUGUUACGAAACCACAAGACUGGUUCUUGAUUGACAACGUAUUAGAAGAAAUACAAAUGAAAAGAACGGAGGUCAGCUUUGUCUUAGAAAGGAGUAAUUCUUCUCAAGUUGAAUCCCUUCAAGAAUACAGAUUAAUUACUUCUAUAAGUAACGGGGUUAUACUUCCAAAAUUCUUCGAAUUUAAUCAACGUUCAGAAAGUGUGUAUCUGUGGUUGAGAUACCUUCCAUGGAAAGUAUUUAUGCAUAUUUCACAACCCGAAGAGAGAUUCGACUCUAGUAUUGAUACACUUACAGGUGAACCUGUAGUAUACGUUAGUGAUAGUUUCGAUUACAAUGAGAAUAAGAUAAUGUCAACGGAUAUUAACUUACAACAAAUCGGGUACACUCAUACGGAGGAUGGCAAAUCCAUUUUAGAAGAUCUUAGUACUCGCAUGGCAGAGUUCGAUCAUCAAGGAAAACAAAACCCAAAACAUCCGUCUUUUUACAAUUACCAUUUAAUUAGUAAAAGUCGCUUCAACAUUGAAUACGGGUUUUCCGUUAGCCCAGUUAGUUCCUUGAACGAAACACGAAGAAGACCAAUUAAAAGAAAAUCCAAUAGACUGUACGUGACUUCGAGCAGCAAAAUUUUUCAUAAUGUUACAUGCGGAAGUUUCACUCUUCUCUUCCUUAAUGGAACUAAUCUUCAGCAAGAUAUUCCUCUACAUCAGGUAGCAAAGACCGAUUUAUUCCAAGGAUUAUUUCAACCACCAAAUGAAGAAUACUUUUUCAUAGAAGUAUCGUGUGAAGUAAUAGAGCUAGUUUCACAUGUAGAGAAACCUUAUUUAGAAUUACACCGAACCACUAGAACUUCACUGACAGCUAUGAAUGCUAUGGAUGCAAAAGUCAAUUUUUUAUUCAUUUUAUAAAUUGUGGGUAAGGUGUGGUUUAGCAAACUAUAGUACCAUCAAGUAUGUAAAGACACAUGUACUUAUGUAGGUACACACACAAAAUUGUAAUUCGAGCAUUUUGUUCUAUUUUGAGAAUAGUGUAUACAUUUUAGAAAAUUAAACUCAACGAUAGGCUUACGCGUAUAACAAUUUUUGUAAUGUGUUUGUCAAGACGAGUAAAACUAUACCCACAUUGAAUUCGCAUAUUUUCAAAUAUUCUCGUAGGUAUUCGAAUAUUUUGAGCGAUAUUUCACUCUAAAUAAUCAAAUAAAAUAUUGAAUAUUUUACCUCGAAU
Planococcus citri (citrus mealybug) is the source of this 1589-nucleotide messenger RNA. RefSeq lists its product as uncharacterized. Lineage: Eukaryota; Metazoa; Arthropoda; Insecta; Hemiptera; Pseudococcidae. The transcript is spliced from 8 exons. The record is from RefSeq and is a predicted model, not a curated record. The coding region runs from base 2 to 1273 and encodes 423 amino acids.